Molecule: messenger RNA, 3980 nt
Organism: Anarrhichthys ocellatus (wolf-eel)
Lineage: Eukaryota; Metazoa; Chordata; Actinopteri; Perciformes; Anarhichadidae
Gene: st8sia5
Product: ST8 alpha-N-acetyl-neuraminide alpha-2,8-sialyltransferase 5
Exons: 10
Coding region: 655-2160 (501 amino acids)
Biological process (GO): oligosaccharide metabolic process; N-glycan processing
Molecular function (GO): alpha-N-acetylneuraminate alpha-2,8-sialyltransferase activity
Source: RefSeq, a predicted model, not a curated record
AAUAGAUCUCUUUGUUUUAUGUUCCUUUGCGCAUUUGGACUCGUCACACUACUGCAGCAGAUUCUCUAUGGGAAAAACUACAUUAAGAGCCUUCUUGACUGGUCGUAGCCUACAUCUUACAGAGGCAUCAGAUUAUCACAAUGCAACUGAAAGCUAUUGGAGCUGAUGAUGAUGAUUACUGCUAUCGACACUAUAAAGAUGAUGUGUAUUUCUUAUCGGUCCCUGUUAAAUAAAUCAUUUCACCAGAUUGCACCCAGCUCACACACAGCCACUGCAGAGCCAUGUUUUAUCAUACCUCUGCAACAGUACCUGUCUCCCUGAUAUGGAUGGUCCUCUUUCGUACUCAUCCACCCGCAUUUAAUCCGCUAAAUUGCAGGCCCCCUUUCAUUACAUUCUGAGACAAAUUUCAGUGCGAGACGAGCAGAUGCAGAGAAGCCGGGAUGUUUUAUCUUUAGGUGGCUAAAACAAAAAAAAUAUCCCACAAAGAACACCAAAUCUCACUCCAAACCAAAAGGAACAAUCUGAAAACUUUAUCCCCACCUCCAGAUAUGUUUGCACAUAUAUGUUACCUUCAAAGCAAACAUAUAUGCGCUUCAAUCUGAAAGCUCCCCACAGCUGCUAACCCCUCCCCUGCCACCCUGCUGGGCUGGUCUGAUGAUACUUAAUGUGGAUUCAUGGCAUCUCGACCUCUGCGGUGAGAUGCAUGAAUUCAGACCCGACACACACACACACACACACACACACACACACACACUUUCCUUCGCCUGUGUCCCUCUGGGAGUAAGAUGGGAACAAGCCACCCAACAGAAAGCAGUGGGCUCAUGCAGCGGCAGCCAUUUUGCUACAGUCUGUCUGCACACACACCUCAGUGCAAGUGGGGGACAGAGGGGAAGGAGACGUGCGCAACAGUUUAGCCGACUCAAAGGGGACGAGACAGGAAAUUGGACCGGUCCCGUUAAUUUCUCGGAUGAUGGAUCUCUGAAGCCUGCCAGAAAUGGAAGGAAAAGAUGUUUCCGUCAGAAUUUUCAGCCAGAUUCACAGAUCUCCGUAAUAGUCACACCCUGCCUAGCUGAUAUUAAGAAGAAAAAAAAAAGGUAUCUGGAAAGCUACGAUGGCUCAUAUGAAUACAACUCCACUGCAUGCAGGGAGCUCAGACAGGAGAUUAUGGACGUCAAAGUCUUGACAAUAAACUUUAAUCGGAAAAUACAUGGCCAUGGAUAUCCUUCCUCAUUCCACAAGUCUCUCUGCCUGUCUGCCAGGGUGAAAACUUCAGAUCUGUUUGAGAGAUGGCGAAACCUGCAGGUGUGUAGAUGGGAGCAGAACAAGGAGGAGGCCGGCAACUUCAAGAUGUCUCUGUCUCGCUGCUGUAAUGCUCCUUCCUUUCUGUUCACCACCAAGAGGAACACUCCUGCAGGGACCAAACUGAGGUACGAGGUAGAUACCAGUGGUAUUCUUCCCAUUUCCACCGAAGUCUUCAAGAUGUUCCCAGAUGAUAUGCCGUAUUCCAAAUCGCAGUACAAGAAAUGUGCUGUUAUUGGAAAUGGCGGCAUCAUCAAGAACACCAAAUGUGGAAAGGAAAUUGACUCAGCAGAUUUUGUGUUUAGGUGCAACAUACCACCCAUCAAUGAGAAGUACUCAGCUGAUGUUGGCACUAAAACAGAUCUGGUGACAAUAAAUCCGAGCAUUAUUACUGAGAGAUUUCAGAAGCUGGAGAAAUGGCGGCGACCCUUUUACGACGUCCUACAGAAUUACGAGAACUCCUCAGUGGUGCUUCCCGCCUUCUACAACACCCGCAACACUGACGUAUCUUUCAGAGUCAAGUACAUGCUGGAUGACUUCGACUCCCAGCGAGGCGUCUUCUUCUUCCACCCGCAGUACCUGCUCAACGUGCAGCGUUUCUGGGCGGUGCAGGGCGUCCGGGCCAAGCGGGUCAGCAGCGGCCUGAUGCUUGUGACCGCCGCCUUGGAGAUGUGCGAGGAGGUCCACCUCUACGGUUUCUGGGCGUUUCCCAUGAACCCCUCUGGCAUCUUCAUCACUCACCAUUACUAUGACAACGUCAAGCCGCGGCCGGGCUUCCAUGCGAUGCCCCAUGAGAUUUUCAACUUCAUUCACAUGCAUACUCGUGGGAUCAUCAAUGUGCACACGGGGCCGUGCACGUGAUCGCCCACUUCUCUGCUUUAACAUGGUUGACCUUUUAGUUACAGGUUGUGUUCUAUUUCAGUAAAUGAGACACUUCACCAUUUCAAAACAGAGAGUCGGCCUUCAGAGCGUACACUUCUCUGCACGUAUUCCACGACACAGUGAAGGUGGCCCACUUUAACUGCCGACAUACUUCUCUUUUCGAUGUGUACCUUAAGAUGUCUACUUAGCCAAUUAAAUCACCACGGUUGUCUCCGACUCUCUAACCAUAGGAUGCUUGUUUUUAAUGUGAAAAGUGGUCUUCAUAGUGAUGUUGUGUCUGUGAAGUUUUCUAGUGGCUCUGCUGUACAGAGGUGUUUCUACUCAACAUUGCACAGAUAUUUACGCUGAAAUGGGCCGCAGUGGGUGUCUUUGUGCCCCCUCAUUCCCCCUGUCUUCUCUCGUUAUCUUGGACACUCUGUGGGUGUGGCAGCUUUUAAUGUUUGUGUAAAACAAAACCUGGACUGUAGUAUUAAGCUAAUAUUUGAAAAAAAAAAGAUAAAAUUCCAACAUCUUAUUGUCUACUUUUGUAAUCUAUUUCCUAUUCACCAGAUUCACUGGGUGAACAUUUUAAAAACACUAUUGACAUGGCCUGUUUUCAGGGGCCUACUCUCUACUAAUUAAAGACAUCCUCUGGUAUUUCUGGUGAAGAAAGUUGUGCAUGCAGAGGCGAGGAUGUUUUUCCCCCUUUUUCUUUCUUGGCUUGUCAUGAUUUUGGACAAAAACUAGAUUAAUAUUUCAAAAUGACACCACGUGAGCAAAACUCGAUGCCGUCCAAUUUGUAGAGCAACAUUGUACUCGCAGUACUGUUGGAAGCGACCCAGCGUCUCGUUGUCAUUCAUGUCUUAAGCCAUGCUGCCUUAUGAGAUAUCGAACCCCUCUACAUGAUAUGCAAUGCACCCGUGUGUUUUGCUUAUCUACAAAUACAUUAACAUCAAACUAAAUUGUAGUUUUAUUCUUGAAUCAAAGGAUGUUUAAGACUCUCUAAGGUACAUAAAUUCAUGUGCGGCUCUCGGCUUAUAUUCUAUUGCAAUUAGCGAAGUCUUACCCCCCCUGUAAAGUCCAUUCAUAAUCAUGUAACGCUCUGCAUGACUUUACUCUAUACUUGGCUUUGUGUGUGCCUGCUUCAAUGAUCACUGAAAUGUUUACACAUAAGCCUCCACUGGAGCUCACAGUGCUCUUGGAGAUAUAUACACAAACACAGAGAGAAGAUAGGAUUCGUUGAAUUGUACAAUAGCAGACCCAGUUCUUAUUGAUCAGACAUGCACGAAGAUGGUUGCUGAACUUUUUGUGAACUUCUACGACACUUUCAUUUCUACUGUAAUGUUUCCCCUUACCAUUUGAAAUGUGGACAUUCAGCUUGCACUCCAGAAAGCAUCGUGCAUUCACGCACUGGAGAGCUGUGAUGGUUUUUACUGUUUAUUUAGUUUUACACUGCAAAAGGUUUUAAGAGGCUGUAACAUAAUUCUUAAUUUCUCCUCUGUUCAACCUCUGCUCAGCACUUCUCCAUUAGUUCUUUGUGUUUGAGGGACAUCGUUGCUGACAAGAUGUAUGUUGUUUAUUUCACGAUUUAUACAGACUAUUUGUGUUUAUGCACAAGAGAUAUGAGCAAAUAUGAACACCAAAUGUUUUGGCUUGACCACUAAAUUGUUGCACAGACACAACUGAAUCAAGAAUGGCAAAGGAAGGGAACUGGUCUGUGUACUGAAAAGAGGUCACGGUUAACAGUGCUUCUUAACUGACUCUGGAUCAUUCUUUAUAAUGGUAUUGUGUUUGUAAAUAAACUUGUUUGGAUUUUCUCA